UUUGGAAGACAUCAUUGUGGCAAAGUCAUAGAAACUCCUACACAGUGUUAAGUAUCAGUCGUCUCCGUUGCUCCAGUCCCCUUACGGCGCAAUCAUGAAGGCACCGAUUCCUCGUCUCUACUUGGGGACCAUGACAUUUGCCUGGUCUCAGACAUCGUCGAAAGUGGAUCAUCCUGUUGCCUUGGAAAUGGUUAAAAAGUUUAUCUCCUUUAAUACAGAACGCGGAGAAAAGCUUCACCGCAUUGAUACGGCUCGCAUUUACGCUGGAGGUAGUACCGAGGAUAUGGUAGGAUCAGUUCUGGCUAAAUUGGGUUUAGUUGACGGUAUUGUUGCCAUUGGAACUAAAGCUCAUCCCAGUCAAAAGGGUGGACUCUCUCGAAACGGAAUCGAGGAUCAAUUUAAGGCGUCCGUGAUUGCAAUGGGGGCAAUGAAGAUCGACAAGGUGGACGAAUAUUAUUUGCACCAACCCGAUACAGAGUAUGCGCUACUCGAGAGUCUGAAAUGCCUCCAUGAGAUGAUAACCAAUGGUGCCAUCUCAGCGAUUGGAAUGAGCAACUACAACGUGAAAGAAAUGGAAAGAGUAUUUGCUCUCGUUAAAAAACAUGAUCUCACUCCACCAACUGUGUAUCAAGGUCUUUACAAUCCUUUGAAUAGGCUUGUGGAAAACGAACUGCUUCCCCUCCUGAAAGCUAACCAAUGUUCAUUCGUCGCAUAUAAUCCUUUGGCAGCGGGCCUUCUGGCUGGCAAGCACACGGACCCUGACCAAGUGCAAAAGGGGCGCUUCAAAGAUAACCAAAACUAUUUGCCGCGCUUUUAUACACUGGCAAACUUUGACGCGAUUGAACUAAUCCGACAAGCAUGCGAAAAGGAGAGUAUAACGAUGGUGGAAGCGACUUAUCGUUGGCUUUUACGCCAUUCAGCGUUGGGUCUAGAAGACGGAGUUUUGCUCGGCGCCAGUUCGUUGGUUCAGCUUGAUCAGAACCUGAAGGCGUGCUCCGCUGCGAAAGAAAGGCCUCCAUUGCCCGCUUCUGUCUUGCAAGCGUUUGAGAAAGCAUGGAAGCUGACGGAGAAUGGUGCAUUUCCCUACUGGCGAUCUUACUCUUCGGAUAUGCCCAACCGAAACUCUCUUGAUCCAGGUGCUUCGUACAAUGCGACUAAGAAGUAG
Molecule: messenger RNA, 1165 nt
Organism: Phaeodactylum tricornutum CCAP 1055/1
Lineage: Eukaryota; Bacillariophyta; Bacillariophyceae; Surirellales; Neidiaceae
Exons: 1
Coding region: 95-1165 (356 amino acids)
Cellular component (GO): cytosol
Source: RefSeq, a predicted model, not a curated record